Molecule: messenger RNA, 4271 nt
Organism: Tupaia belangeri chinensis (Chinese tree shrew)
Lineage: Eukaryota; Metazoa; Chordata; Mammalia; Scandentia; Tupaiidae
Gene: ARHGAP26
Product: Rho GTPase activating protein 26
Biological process (GO): signal transduction
Cellular component (GO): cytoplasm
Molecular function (GO): protein binding; GTPase activator activity
Source: RefSeq, a predicted model, not a curated record
AUGGGGCUCCCCGCACUGGAGUUCAGCGACUGCUGCCUCGACAGCCCGCACUUCCGAGAGACGCUCAAGUCUCACGAAGCGGAGCUGGACAAGACCAACAAAUUCAUCAAGGAACUCAUCAAGGACGGGAAGUCACUCAUCAGCGCGCUCAAGAAUUUGUCUUCAGCAAAGCGGAAGUUUGCAGAUUCUUUAAAUGAAUUUAAAUUUCAGUGCAUCGGAGAUGCAGAAACAGACGAUGAGAUGUGCAUAGCAAGGUCUUUGCAGGAGUUUGCCACUGUCCUCAAGAAUCUUGAAGAUGAACGGAUACGGAUGAUUGAAAAUGCCAGCGAGGUGCUCAUCACUCCCUUGGAGAAGUUUCGAAAGGAGCAGAUUGGUGCAGCCAAGGAAGCCAAAAAGAAGUAUGACAAAGAGACAGAGAAAUACUGUGGCAUUUUAGAAAAACACUUGAAUUUGUCUUCCAAAAAGAAAGAAUCCCAGCUUCAGGAGGCAGACACCCAGGUGGACCUGGUCCGACAGCAUUUCUAUGAAGUAUCCCUGGAGUAUGUCUUCAAGGUGCAAGAAGUCCAGGAGAGAAAGAUGUUUGAGUUUGUGGAGCCUCUGCUGGCCUUCCUGCAAGGACUCUUCACUUUCUAUCACCAUGGUUAUGAACUGGCCAAGGAUUUCGGCGACUUUAAGACACAGCUGACCAUCAGCAUACAAAAUACAAGAAAUCGUUUUGAAGGCACCAGGUCAGAAGUGGAAUCAUUGAUGAAAAAGAUGAAGGAGAAUCCCCUUGAGCACAAGACUAUCAGUCCCUACACCAUGGAAGGUUACCUUUAUGUCCAGGAAAAACGUCACUUUGGAACUUCUUGGGUGAAGCACUACUGUACAUAUCAACGGGAUUCUAAACAAAUCACCAUGGUACCAUUUGAUCAAAAGUCAGGAGCAAAGGGGGGAGAAGAUGAAUCAGUCACCCUCAAAUCCUGCACGCGGAGGAAAACAGAUUCUAUCGAGAAGAGGUUUUGCUUUGAUGUCGAAGCAGUGGACAGGCCAGGGGUUAUCACCAUGCAGGCGUUGUCGGAAGAGGACCGGAGGCUCUGGAUGGAAGCCAUGGAUGGCCGGGAACCUGUCUACAACUCGAACAAAGACAGUCAGAGCGAAGGGUCUGCACAGUUGGACAGCAUUGGCUUCAACAUCAUCAGGAAAUGCAUCCACGCUGUGGAAACCAGAGGGAUCAAUGAGCAAGGGCUCUACCGCAUUGUGGGGGUCAACUCCAGAGUACAGAAGUUGCUGAGUGUCCUGAUGGAUCCCAAAACAGCAUCUGAGACAGAAACAGAUAUCUGUGCCGAAUGGGAGAUAAAGACCAUCACUAGUGCUCUGAAGACCUACCUAAGAAUGCUUCCAGGACCACUCAUGAUGUACCAGUUUCAAAGAAGUUUCAUCAAAGCAGCAAAGCUGGAAAACCAAGAGUCUCGGGUCUCCGAAAUCCACAGCCUUGUUCAUCGGCUCCCAGAGAAAAAUCGACAGAUGUUACAACUGCUCAUGAACCACCUGGCAAAUGUUGCUAACAACCACAAGCAGAAUUUGAUGACAGUGGCAAACCUCGGCGUGGUGUUCGGACCCACUCUGCUGCGUCCUCAGGAAGAAACCGUAGCAGCCAUCAUGGAUAUCAAAUUUCAGAACAUUGUCAUUGAGAUCCUAAUAGAAAACCAUGAAAAGAUAUUUAACACCAUGCCUGAUACGCCUCUCACCAAUGCCCAGCUGCACCUGUCUCGGAAGAAGAGCAGUGACUCCAAGCCUCCGUCUUGCAGCGAGAGGCCCUUGACGCUCUUACGCUGUGCAGUCAACAGAGAAACAAGAACAAAGAAACAGUAUCAUCAGCUCCAGUUUGGAAUCUGUCUCAUCAAAUGCAAACAGCAUCCUUAAUUCCAGCAGCAGCUUACAGCCCAACAUGAAUUCCAGUGACCCAGACCUGGAUGUGGUCAAACCCACCCGACCCAACUCACUCCCCCCGAAUCCAAGCCCAACUUCACCCCUCUCGCCAUCUUGGCCCAUGUUCUCGGCGCCAUCCAGCCCUAUGCCCACCUCAUCCACGUCCAGCGACUCAUCCCCCAUCAGGCCAGAAGAAGCGGUUCGUGAAGACUCCAGCACUCCUUUCCGGAAGGCAAAAGCCUUGUAUGCCUGCAAAGCUGAACACGACUCAGAGCUUUCGUUCACGGCAGGCACGGUCUUUGAUAAUGUUCAUCCAUCUCAGGAGCCUGGCUGGUUGGAGGGGACUCUGAAUGGAAAGACUGGCCUCAUCCCCGAGAACUACGUGGAGUUCCUCUAACCAUGGGCUCCAGCAGGAUCGCUGAGUGUUACAUGGUAUCCAUGACAACUGCUGUUUCCCAUGUCCUAGGCCAUUUCUCUUUGCCACUGAGAGAAACAGGGUGACUGGCUGUUGCUACCUGUUGACACGAAUGUUUCUGUGAACUCUGAUGUCACCCAUCUCCACGAUCAUCUCAGCCGACACUGCAAGAAUCAGAAGUCAAUCAGCAGAGGAGGCCAUUUGAUUUUAAUAACUGAUAAAAGGGCUUGCAAAGCCUAGUUCUCAUGAGUGCCCCACAUAGAGAGCCCUCAUUUUGUUUCAGUAGUCAUCUAAACCCAAAACCUUCUGAAAGAGGAAGUAAGAUAGAAGUAGUCCCCCAAAACAUGCAGCAUAGCCAAGGCUGAUGGGGCUGGGCCAAGAAACUGGUGCCAAGAUCCAGGCUGGGCCUGUUGCUGUUGUUUACAGUAGAUGCUUUCUCUACCCCGCUUCUACAUAAUCGAGACCCACAGUGCUACAGGCAGCUGGGGCUGUGUGUGCAGGCAGGAUGGAGUGGGGUUCAGCACUGUUUAUAGAAGAUCCAAUCUUUCACCAUCUCUAAAGCAGCCAUUGGCCCAUCAUCAGCAAACUUCAGUCCAGUCCUGUCAUGCAAGGGAACGCACACCCCACAUUCACCCUUCCAAGCUAGAAACUUCUCUGUCACUGAGGACUGCCAUCACCUAGUAACCACAGCAACCCAACCUACUCUAAAACAAAACCAAAAAAAAAAGAAAAGGAACCAAACUCUGCAUGACACAGUUUUUUUUCUCUCUUUUUAGAAGUUUUUGGAAUGAAUUUCCAAGAACCUAAAGUAGAGGAUCAAGGACUAAAAGGGGUCUUCUUAGGGUGGACAGGACAGCAACUGGGAACCAUUCCCUUCCAUAUGAAUUUUGGCAACAUCGAGACAUGUAGAGAGCAAACUCCAGUAAACUCUUGAGAUUAGAUUACAUAAUAGGCUUAAUUUUUUUUGCUCUUCCAUGUAACUAGUGUUUGCUUUCUAGAGGUUAAGAUGCUGCCUCCCAGUGGGUGAAACCGUCCCUUUAACCAGUUCCCUCAUGUGCUCCCAUUCACUUGUCCUUGCCCUUGCUUUUGCCCACCUCUAGCCCAAUGCUGACCAGCAUCCUUGCAGUGCUUUAUGCUGCUGAGCUGGGGCCCUGUGGUUUUCAGGAGUGAUCUCUGGGCUAACCCUAUGAUCUAUAGUUUAAAAGACUAUCUAUGUUCACUGCCACUCAGAAAAAGGGAACUGUUUCUUGGGCUUUUAAGGUAUGAGAUUAAUAUCAUAGGCCAUUGUGAUUCAGGAAGGCUCCAAAGGUUGGGGGCAUGAAGAGUGGGGUAGGUACCUGCUGAGAAUGAGACUUUCUGAUCAGAGGAAGCUGGGUGUUGUACAAAUUACCUUGGAUGAAUGAGUUCCACCUGGACAUUUUAAAUCGACUUGGCCUCCAAAGAACAGUCUCCAAUAUCUUCUACAUGGAAAUGUCCUUACAAGAGUGACUCUGGACAGAGGAACUACAAACUGAUGAACUGGUAAGCUCCCUAGGAGCCCCUGAUAUGGCGGCAUUGCUCCAGAGAGUGCUUCCCACUUCUGGAAUUCCUCAUUAAGGAACUUUAAAGAAGAAAAGAAAAACUUGAAUUGUGUUGAAUUACUGUAUCUCUUUUUUUUUUUUAAAGAUAAACUUGUAAAUAGAGUGAUUUGAAAUACUAUAUGGCAAAGUUUUAUAUUUGAUAUUCUUUAAGCUAGUGGUUCCAUAUAUUUAGGCUUUGAGUGCUGAACAAGUGUGUUAGAUGGAGUGAGAGAGGAGGCAAGUUGAAGAGAGUCAAGGUCGUUGUCCCCUCGCUGACCUGGAGGAAGAAAAUCCUAUCUGCUUGUUCUCCUGAUUCCUGUUGGUGGGUAUGACAAAUCUAUGGUGUUCAGUCUUCUCUAUCUACAUGUGUCUUUGGGCAUUCCUUG